AUGGCCACCAAGUUUGUUCAGGGACUCACUCUAUGUGUCAUAGCAACCUCAAUGUUCUCAGUGUGCAUGGCCAACAAGGACUGGUCCAUGCCUUCUAACUACUCUGAUUGGUGGUCCAGAUUCGGAAACCGUCACCAAAACAAGACACAACAACAACCCAGAAACAUCAUUGUAGGUGGUUCUGAGCAUUGGCACUUCGGUUAUAACUACACCAGUUGGGCUUUCAAGAAUGGCCCAUUUUACCUUAAUGACACUCUAGUGUUCAAGUAUGAUGCUCCAAAUGCUACCAGCUUCCCACAUAGCGUGUACCUCUUUCCAAACUUCUGGAGUUUUUUGAAUUGUGAUGUUAAGAGUGCUAAGAUGGUGGCGAAUUCCACACAAGGUGUAGGAGAGGGCUUUCAUUUCGUGUUAAAGAAGUGGCAGCCUUACUUCUUUGCUUGUGGUGAGAGAAAUGGUUUUCAUUGCAACAAUGGACUCAUGAAAUUUGCUGUCAUGCCAAUGCUUCGCCCUUUCGGGCCAUGGCCAUGAGAAAAUUAACUCAUACAAGAACCAGACAGCUACUGCUUUUGUUAUUAUACCUCUUUCAUUUUUCCAUUAUAUACUUGCAGCUUAUAAAGCUAAUUUUAUUUUUAAUUUUGUUCUAUUUAUACUUUUCAAGGUACUUAAUGUGAUGCAUUGACAAAAUAAUGUUAUAGGGUGAAUAAAUGUUGAAGUUUUCUUUUAAUGUU
Molecule: messenger RNA, 728 nt
Organism: Cajanus cajan (pigeon pea)
Lineage: Eukaryota; Viridiplantae; Streptophyta; Magnoliopsida; Fabales; Fabaceae
Molecular function (GO): electron transfer activity
Source: RefSeq, a predicted model, not a curated record